Molecule: messenger RNA, 3952 nt
Organism: Eucalyptus grandis
Lineage: Eukaryota; Viridiplantae; Streptophyta; Magnoliopsida; Myrtales; Myrtaceae
Product: disease resistance protein RUN1-like
Exons: 4
Coding region: 675-3917 (1080 amino acids)
Biological process (GO): signal transduction; defense response
Molecular function (GO): ADP binding
Source: RefSeq, a predicted model, not a curated record
AAUUAUUUCCCUCGUCUCCCACUAUCUCCUCCCUCUUGUCUUCUUCUUUCCGCUCUCUCUCCCUCUCACGAUUAUUACAUCGUCAGUUUCACAUCACUCGAAUCGGCUCUGGCGGACUCUUGCCGUGCUUCAUUUCUAUGCGAGUUAUUGAUGGUGAUGGAAACUCCUGCCUUGGUCAUCGUCAAUGACUUUGGAGAAGCUGGUUCAUCCAGGUACUACAAGCUGAUGCAAGUACCCGAAACCGUGGAAGGGUAAAACCUCGGGACGGGUAAACCCCUUCACAAUCUCGCACUAUGUGUGAAUAAAUAUAAUCACGCGUUUGUGAAAGUCGCGUGAAGACCUUGGAGCAGGUGACAUGGAAAUGACAUGUAUGUUUCAAUUCGAAUCAUGAAUCUGAUGGCAUCGGCGCCUUGACUAUUCCGUAAGAGAAGCCAAAAUUAUCAAAAUAGACCUGUAGAGCACGUGCUAUGUGCUCUUGCAUUUCCAGGGACAGGUGAGUUUCCCAAUAGCUAGCUUGCCUGAGAUUUUGCAGUCACGGGAAACUAUCUCGAGACCAAUGAUGCAAGUCAUAAUCGAUGUUUUACAGUAAUAUCCUACUCGUCUAGGUUCUUUCAGCUUCAUUUUCUGAACUGGUACGACUGUGGUGCUUCACUUUCUCUGCAACUGGUUGCGCAAUGGAGACCCCUGCAUCUAUAAGUGGCAUUGGAGCAGCUGGUUCUUCCCGGAACCAGACACCGAUGCAAAUACCUGAAGCAGUACAAGGGUGUGGCUAUGAAGUGUUCUUGAGUUUCAGGGGGCCUGAUACGCGCAUAGGAAUUGCGGAUUAUCUUUACUGCAGUCUCAAAGAAGCAGGAAUCCGUACAUUCCGUGACAAGGAAGAGCUUCGCAUUGGUGAAGAAAUUGCCCCGGAGAUUCUUGGGGCGAUUGAGCAAUCGAAAAUCUCCAUACCUAUCUUUUCUAAAGGUUAUACUUCUAGCACAUGGUGCCUCAACGAGCUAGCUCAUAUGGUGAAAUGCAGAAAACGGAAGGAACAGAUAAUCAUGCCUAUUUUCUAUUAUGUUGAACCAUCCGAGGUUCGAAACCAACAGGAAGGCUACGGCAAGGCCUUGCUGGAGCACGAGAACAAGAGGCGAUUAAAAGAUGAUACGACGAUUCGGAAGUGGAGAGAAGCUCUCAAAGAGGUUGGAGGGUUAAAGGGGUGGGACAUAACAAAGGAGGCUAACAGGCAUGAAGGAGAGUUAGUUAAACAGGUUGUUACCAAGGUUUUAACUGAGCUGAAGAAGGCUUAUUUGGUGGUUAGUGACUUCUUGGUUGGAGUUGACCAUAGUGUUAAAGAAAUUAUGGGGAAGAUAGGCACCAACACCGAUGAUGUAAAGAUCAUGGGACUGUACGGAAUGGGUGGCAUUGGAAAGACGACUCUUGCCAAAGUAGUCUACAAUCUGCUUUCUCGAGACUUUGCUAACUGUUGUUUCAUUCCCAAUGUUAGACAAACUUUAAACUCAAAAGGAAUUGAGUAUUUGCAGAAUCGACUAAUUUCAGAUCUCUCAAAACAGAAACAUACAGGUAUUGAUUACAUGGAUCAGGGAAUGUUGAAGAUUGAAGACAUAAUGCCUGAUAAGAAAGUUCUUAUUCUUCUUGAUGAUGUCAAUCACAAGAGUCAACUAAAGGCUCUUUUGGGAAGGCAUGGUCGCUUUGGUCCUGGAAGCCGAAUACUUAUAACCACAAGAGACGCAAGUGUUCUUGAAGCAAGUGUUCUUGAAGCAGUCGAUGUAAAAUUGACUUAUCCGGUUGAUAUAUUGGAUUCCCAUAGAUCCCUUCAGCUAUUUAGCAAGCAUGCUUUCAGAAGUGAUCACCCUCCAAGUGAAAAAUUAGAACAAUCCAGAGAAAUUGUGAGGAUGGCCCAAGGUCUUCCGUUGCUUCUUGAGGUUAUGGGUUCAGCUUUAUCAUCAUGUGGACCAAGAAAAGAAAUGUGGGACGAAUACCUGGAGAAGUGGAAAAAGGGUCCUGUUGAGCAAAUUCGAAUUACGUUGAUGGUAAGUUAUGAAGCAUUAGAUCCCUAUCAAAGGCAAAUAUUUCUUGACAUAGCUUGUCUUUUGGCUGGAUAUGAUAAGGAUAUGGUGAUACAUAUGUGGAAAGAUUGUGGUCUAUGCCCAAUAGAAGGUCUUGAAGUUCUUCAGCUUAUGUCAUUGAUUAAAAUUGGAGAAGAUAAUAAGUUGUGGAUGCAUGAUCAAUUCAAAGAUCUUGGUAGAGAAAUUGUUUCUCAAGAAAGUGGUGGGCAAUUAGAGAAGCAAAGUAGACUCUGGAAUCACAAAGAUGCAUUGAACGUGCUACAGAGAAGGAAGAGAAAUGAAAAGCUCCUAGCCCUCUGCCUGAAGUUUGAGGUUUGGUCAGAGUAUUGUUUUAGUCUUGAAGCAUUUGCAGCUCUUCCAAAUCUAAGGUUCCUUCAUGUGGACAGCCAAUCCCUCGCUUAUCGUAUAGUUGACUAUCUUUUCUCCCAAGCUACACUUCUUUGGCAAAACAAGUCCUUGAUCACGUUGCUGACAAACUUUUUACUGAGCAAGGACCAACUCCUUCCAAAUAUAAGAUGGCUCUCUUGGCAUAAUUUUCCUCCGCUAAUAAUGAAGAUAAGCAGUUUUUCAUUGAGUAAUUUAGUCAUUCUUGAUUUUUCAAGAAGUAAAAUUACUCACCAUUGGGAUGGAUGGAGGCAUGUCAAGAAAGCAGAGAAAUUAAAAGUUCUUGACCUGUCUAGAUGUAUGCACUUGACGAGGACUCCCGAUUUCUCUGGAUUCCUGAAGUUGGAGAGAUUGAUUCUGGAAAAGUGUGAAGGAUUAGCUGAAAUAGACUCGUCAAUUGGUCAACUAAAGUGCUUGGUUUUCUUGAACUUGAACUUCUGUGGGAAUCUUCGCUAUUUGCCACAAGAGUUGGGUGGGUUGCCAGCUCUCACAGAACUUCUCCUUGAUAAAACUUCUAUACGACACAUUCCUGAUUGGUGGGGUAACGAGAAUUUGGAGAAUCCUCAUGUUCAGAUUUCACCAUCAGCAAAAGCUGGAGCUUUAGUCAAUUGUCUAACUUCUCUGUUGACACUUUCAUUGGCCGAGACACCGAUUACUUACCUACCCAGUUCCAUUGGAGCACUGACAAACCUCAAAAGGUUAUAUCUGAAUCAAUGUUUCCAAUUGAACAGACUUCCAGACUCCAUUAAGGCAUUACGAUCAUUGACUGAGUUGGAUCUAACCUCUACAGCACUCGUUGAGUUACCUGACUCUAUGGAAAGUCUGGAGAAUCUAAAUGCAUUGAAGUUAAGCUUGUCUGAAAUGUUUGAAUCAGCCCUGCCAAAACUUCCAGAAAGCUUGACUUCUUUGGCCAUCAUAUCUGAUAAACCAAUAGCAAUUCCUGAUUAUUCCAACUUGAUCAAUCUAAAACUACUGUUAUUAAUCACCAAUAGCCCUCAUUUCUCUACCCCAUCUGAACUGGUGCAAGAUCCCAUGCCUUGGUGGAUUGGGACAUUAUCCAAAUUGGAAGUCUUGACAUUGGGUCACCCACGCCUUACUGACUUAUCUCCCGAGUUGGGCGCACUUUCUCACUUGAAGACUCUUCAGCUUUUCAAUUGCCGUGCUUUGGAAUAUAGUCCGCAUAUUCCCUCGAGUGUCACGAAGCUUCAUAUUGGAAAUUGCUUUGCUCUGACCACACUUGAUAUCUCCAAUUUGAAGAACCUAUCAGAACUAUAUGUCAUCGGUUCAUCGAUAUAUUUUCUUCGUGGGCGUCAACUUUUAGACAGUUUGUUAGAAUGGAUGAUAACAGACGCUCCUGGGCCCAAUUUGGAAAACGAAAUUGAAGACAUGAUGUCGGAACAGCACGGACUCACAGAAGCUAUCUAUGAGGGCUUUACCCAAUAUGUAGUACGUUACAGUUAUUAAUUUUUACGUAUUGAAAGCACUUCAAACCACUCCAA